Schistosoma curassoni is the source of this 5912-nucleotide messenger RNA. The record is from the annotation of a GenBank genome assembly. NCBI's taxonomy places the organism in Eukaryota, Metazoa, Platyhelminthes, Trematoda, Strigeidida, Schistosomatidae.
GUUCACUUACAUUGAACGAAGUGUUUCAGCAACUAAAAGAUUUCCCAAGUAACCAAAAAGGGAGAUUUGUGGAUAACGUUGGGCAAAUAUUGAAGAAAAAGUUCUAAUUCUGGAGAAAAUUUAAAUUUUCGCUGUAGGUGUGAAUCAUGAUCGUGACCAAAAGCAUUGAGCGUCUUGCUGUGAAUAAACAACCCCUACAAUUGCAUUUCAUUGGGUUCAUUGAAACCAUUUUAUUUUUAGGAUCUAAUACGAUCUUCAAGGAAGCGGGUACAACCGCAUGUUGCCAAUCGACAUUAGCUGAAAAACAAUUAAAAUGUCUACACUAAAAAAGAGAGCUGACACACUUAAAUGAUUUUUAACGUUAUUUUUGGCUUUCAUACGUCAACAGACCACUUAAUUGUGCGAACACUAACAACUCAUGCAAGCUAACACGUACUCCAGAUACAGGAUGCCGGGUUCGAACCAAGCCAUUCAAGGUCGUGGAGGCAGGUUUGAUCCCAUGGUUUCCAGCAUAGUCCUGGAAGGAUGUGGUAAUUUUAGGGUGAAGAUAGCGCUUAGUCUAAUCAGCUGUAAAAAACUUGUUUUAAAACGUAUUCGCCACAAAAACGAUAGUCCAGGAGUGGAUGAUGCUGAGGUGUGCUUACUGAAGCUUGCUGAUAAAAUAUCUAAUGGAACAGUAAUAAAAAUAAAUGAUACAGGUACUAUUGUGUCUGUUUCCCCAGGGACUCUGAUUGGAGGCAGUUUUAGUUUCGAAUGUUCAAAUAGUCGUGGUAUCGGUUAUUAUUUGGAAUUCCUACUCAUGGUUGCACCGUUUUGUAAAACUCCUAUUGAAUCAACUUUGGUCGGGGUUUCGAAUGUUCCCCAUGAUCCGUCUGUAGACAUGAUCACACAGUCGUGGUUACCUACCUACCGCAUCUCUGUUGGUUUAAGUGCUGGCGCCUCAACAAAAAUCGAUAUUCAGAAACGUGGUGUAUAUCCUGGUGGCGGGGGUGAAGUAUUGUUCUCUUCCAGGCCUUGUAGUGGUGUUGUUCCAAUUGACAAGAUUGAUGUUGGAAAAGUUUAUAGAGUUCGUGGUAUUGCAUGGAGCUGUCGUGUAAGCUCUUCAUACGGACAAUCCUUAGUGUCUGGUGCGAAAUCAGUUCUCAAUCAAUUUCUAAGUGAUGUAUACUUUACAAUAGAUCAUCGAAAGGGUCAAUAUGCAGGCAAAAGCCCUGGAUUUGGUCUGACUCUAUGGGCGGAACGUAAAGACGGUGGUGUAUAUUCUGCAGAAGCGAUGUCGGAACCUGAAGGGAGUGAUAACGUUCUUAUGGAUGCAGAAACGAUAGGAAAAUUAGCAGCAAACCGACUAUUAGAUCAGGUAUUCAUUUAGUAUAACCUUGCUUUCAAUGUUACUCAUCUCAGUAGGUUGAAUUGACAUUUUUUUGUCAUUCAUGAAGUCGAGAAACUCACUAUUUGAACUCAAAAAUUUUCAUGUAUCUAACCAGUAGACUAUGCACUUGGAAUAGUUACUACUUUCUGUAAGCAUUCUAUUUCCAAGGUGGAUUAGCUUCCAUAAAAAUUUUGAAAUCUAUGUAUCUUAUAACGUAACCCUUUUAAAUGAUAAAAAAAUUAUCACUUGAAUGAAUGCCUAGUCUGUUUAUUAUCUGGUUUUUGUCACUAAGUAAUAUCAGACAAAACACCAAGGCCGAAAUCUCCAACCUAAUAGUAUGCAUUCGUAUUUUCUUAAAGAGUGUUCUUACCAACGAUUGACAGGUUAUACUAUUCUAUGGUUGAUUAUAAUAAAAUUCGACGUACUUGACCACAACCUUUUUAGCUAUCUAAGCAUCAAAGAACACUGGAAAUCUUUGAAUCAAUGAAUUCAAUGAUAGUAUGGUAAAAUGUCACAAAUGUUUGUGUUAUUCAACCUCAAAUUGUCGUAAUGUUACUAAAUAUUGGUAACAAAAAUGUUGAAAAACUAGAGAUUGUCUAACUAAAUCUAGCUUGAUUAAUUAUUCACCAGGUCGGAUAUUGGAAAUCCAACUGAUCGGAAUCCUUGGGUUAAAAUCUUGGUGUAUUGUAAAUUCAAAACAUAAUAUUACGAAGCAUGAGAAGAAUCAAGGACUCUAUAGCAUAAAUGUAAUUGAAUGUCAUCGAAUAUUUGAACUAACUCUUCAAUAGCUCAUUUUGGAGAAUCGGAAACAAACUUUAUAGCUUAAAUCAUCUUUCUCAAGAUUUAUGAUAGCUUUUUUACGUAAACCUUGUUUAUAAUUCUCUGAGGAAUGUUUUCAAUCCUUUUACGUAUUUUAUUGAUCAUUACGAAUUCUCCAAUUGAGUCACUAUAGAUUUUACAUCAUUAUUUACCCAUAUUGUUUAUUCUGAAUUAUAUGAAAAUAAACAUAGACGUAGUUAGGUCAAAUUUCUUCCUUUCAGCCUAGUAGCUUCAUGUAGUUAACGUUUUACUAAUGUAGUCAGUCAUAUCAGCAUGGAGCUUGGGUUGGCCUAGGUUGCGAUACUAUAUUAGCAUGAUGAGAUGAAGUUAACAAGAUAAAUGGGAAAGGAGUCGAAAUAACGUUGUACCGACUAUAGCGUUGUGAAUAUAGUUUGAAUAGGCUGUGAAUAGGUUUAUCUGAAAGAAUACUGGGACUCAAGAUUUAGAGAAAGAGUAAAUACAUUUACGCCAUGGUGAUUAACAUAUAGAAUAAGCGCAGUUUUCAAAGGAACGGGGAACAAUAAAAAUUUAAUCAGAUGUUGUUUGUUGCUAACAAUUUAAGUACAUAUGCAUCGCGAUCGACCUUGUUUUAUGAAUUAUGUACUCAAUUGGUUCAUCAAUCACCUUCAUGUUACCUAUCUCAUUAGUUGUUAACAAAAAUGAACUUCUCAAUAUUUCCCGAUAUUAUCAUUUCCGCUUUUUAGGCUUUUACAUCUAUCCAGUUGGAUUCUUAACCACAGUUUGUAUAAUAUAAUUUCUUAUGUAUCCACUUAUCAUUGUCUGUACAGAACGACUGUAGCGAUUUAAUAAAGUUCAUUCAUUAACCUGUGUUCAAACAAUUCACCGAAGCAGUCAUUUAAUACAAACUGUUCUGUGAAUUAUCUUUUACAAUCGUGUUUGAUUUUGUGACUUCUCAACUCAAGUAUAAGUACUGUCUUCUUGUAACCCAUUUAGCUACAAUGAAUCCACUUUAUUUGAGGUGACUGAUUUUAUUUUUUUAGAUAUCUGAUCCAUAUAAGAAGACAACUAGUUUCUUCAUAAUAUCUCCCAAAAUGCAAGAGUGAUCCUUCAUUCAAUGUAAAAUAAAGCAUUCCUCCAUUUUCAAACAAAAUACUAUGCAGCGGAAUUCGUAGUUAGCGAUAGUUAAUCAUCAAUUUCUCUCAGUAUCCUUAAGAUUAGUCCAACAGUCAUGAUGAGGGGCGAAUACCUUAACCUUGAAGUCACUCUCUGAGAAAUCUAAGUUAUCAAUUAAAGUUAGGAAUUCACUAUUACUUUGAAUGGUUUAAAUUCGAUACAAACUAGGAUAAGUCGUUUAAGAUGUCUUUUUUGGGGUAUUAUUGGAAAUUAUAUAUUACUUCCCCAUUUAGUCGAAUAAUACAUGUCUACACAUCCCGCAUAAGUGUCAGAUCAUUUUCAAUUAUUUACCAAAGAUUAUAGUGCAUAUACCACGUUGUUAUUUUUUGAAUGUGCAAGAUAUACAGAGGGGGCUUCAUUGAUUCGGGAACCCAGUCGUUGGCUUUCGUUUUAAUGGCUUGUGAAAGUGGACGUAAUGCUAGCCGUCUGGCUGUCGGAAACCUGUCCGAAUAUUCUGUUUGUACAUUAAGACUCAUUCAAAAAUUCCUUGGAGUAAGUCAUUUAAUUAAAAUUCUGUUGUAGUAGUAAAUUGCUGCAUAUUACAGAUUCACGUUUAUCGUGACAUGAACUUAAAAGAGUCACAUUAGUUCAACUUCGGUACCGUUAACAUAUACUAACGCUUUGACAUGUAAAGUCUAAAUAGACGAAAAACUAAUAUUAGGAGUUUCACAAUUUACCUCAUGGACUGGUCUUAUUUAAUUAACUACCAAGAGUCCUGGCGAGAAGUCGUAACUAGUGGAGCUUAUCCUUGUCAGAUGUGAGGCAGUUACCCACCUAAGUUAAUGGAAAAUAAUCACACAAUAUCGUGGAUUGGUUGAAGUCAAACAUAACACCGUUGGAUGCCCGCCCAGUGGUCUGGAGGUUAAUUAUUCGCGCACGAGACCGAAGGUCCUGCCUUCGGAUCUUGCGUGCUAAGUCGAUUCAUAAUUUCAAACAGUACUCAACAACUCUACACUGAUAACUACUAAGAACCGGAAAGCAUUGGAUAGCCGUUCCAUCCUGAAAUGGGACUCUUGAGCAGCGAGUAUACACAACCAUACUGGGAAUCAAAUCCAUAGCUUUCAGGUCUCGUGGUGACCACUUAAGCAUUAGAACUACUGAGUUUGCAUGGUAUAAUAGCAACUCCAAUCAGUUUCCAAAAUGGAGCGGCUAUCAUCCAAUUCUACCGGUUACAACUGUUGGAAAUCUCCUUAAUCCUUAUAUACUGAUAAUAUUCAUUUUCUCACUAGUGACUAGUUUUGGAAUAUGACUCCCGGAGUUUUUGGUGAAAAGUUAUGGCCAAUCGAGUUCAGCCAUGUUAGGUGUCAGACAGUUACCCACCGGUGAUAGUAUGGGGUGAUUGUGGAAUAUUAUGAAUUCGUUAAAGUUAGAAGGAUAAACCACUGGAUGUCGACUCUUUCGUCAAGCUUAGACACUCGCUGCCACAACUGAACAUCUUGGUUUCGAUCUUCAGAGGUGGGUCAUGAAUAUAGACUAUCGAAUGGUUUCAUACUAGGGCAAAAUAACUGUUCAGUACUUCCUUGUUCUCAGUGUCUGGCUUAAUGAAAUCAGUCCAUGGUAUGAACUAUUAAGUCCAGUCAUUUUCGCAAUACCCUAUAAGUAGUGUGAUGAGAUAUCCGUCAUUUGCAACUUUUGGGAAAUAUUUAGAUUGAACGAAACUUCGUUUGAAAGUAAUCCUACCAAGAAGACAUAUUUAUGAAACGGUGUCAACUCAAGCCGGUAGGAAUUGUGUUACGUGUUUUCUAUCAUGCUUCCUUUUUAAAUAUAAUGUUUGCAAAGAUCAUUAGUUGGUUUAAUAGAUUCCAGAAAACUUGUUGCUUGGGGUUCGUCAGUUAAUACAAAAAAAUGUUACCUUUGAUAAACAGAAAUUACAGGAGUACAUUUUUUUUAACUUUUAAAAUAACUUACUGAAUUGUGAUAGCUUAUUUCUACUUUUUGAUGUCUGUUUUUUGACGUAUUGAAACAAUAUAUUCUUCGUAUUAUAUCGUUAAGAUUCUUAGUCUUCAUCUAUAUUUUUCUGUUGUUUAUAUCUUAGACUGAUUGAUAAAGUUAUUUUUUGUACUCUUCCUUUCAAAUGAUUGUUAAAUUUCAUCUUUGUAUUGGUAGUUUACAUACGAUAGCAGCACACGUUUUGAUGUUCUACUCCAUUCAAACUUUGUUUUCCCUUUGUAACUACAAUUUCUUAUUUACUGCAUAUUGUGUCGUUUCUUAGAUGUUUCUUAUAUCUUUCUGAUGGUAGAAGUCGUAGAGAAUAUGGACUUAUGUGAAAAUGAUAUUAUUUGAACUAGUCAAAAUGGUGAAAGUUAUUAAACUGAACUCUAAUUCAUAAAUAAAUGGAUGAAAAACUGUUGAAUAUUUAAGAUAAAAUAAUUCGUCAUUCAGUCAGAUUUCAUAUUAAUAUUUUUUCUCUGUUUUAGGUAACAUUUAAUUUUCAGUACCAAAGCCAAGAUAAUACUAUCAAAUUAUCUGAAGAGAAUGUGGAAGAGAACGAAAAUGAGACUGAUAUAGAUUCUAAUUCAAAAAUGCUUAUUGCUACUUGUUUCGGUGCUGGUGUACAAAAUAUUAAUAAAUCUAUUAGAUAAUAUUUGAC